AUGUCCUCGAGCUCAAACACCCCUCCGGAGGGGUACUUCAAUGAUUUGUCACGACCGACUGGGAACAAUGGACGGAACAAACGAAAUCGAAGUCCAAGUGGUGAGGCAAAUGGCGGGGAUGCUGCCAGUGGAGGAGACAACAAUGUCCCAAAGCCGAAGAGAAUUGCUUGCAUUAUCUGCAGGAAGAGGAAACUGAAGUGUGAUGGAUCCAAACCGAGCUGCUCCACAUGUACAAGAUUGGGCCAUAGUUGCGCGUAUGAUGAGGUUCGAAGGAAGUCUGGUCCCAAACGGGGUUAUGUCAAAGCCUUGGAAGAGCGACUGAAACAAGUCGAAACCUUGCUGAAGACUCAGGACCCCGCCGUCACCACGGCAGAAGUUCCACCAACAACCUUUACAGCGGGACAAGGAGGUGUAAGUGGGAUUAAUCUUGGUUCUGUACCUGCUGGUGAUUUCAACAUUUCCAAUCCUGCGAUCGGCAUUGUUGAGAACACUGACCGUUGGAGAUUCAAUGGAGAAUCUCCGCAACCGCCCUUGAAUGACCUUGGAUUUGGAGCAGACAUGAACAUGGGGAUGGGCCUUGACGAUAACACGUUCACCUGGGAAAUGAUUGGGCUUGGUCUGGAAGAGCCGCUUCCUCCACAAGAGACCAUCGACGAGUUACACCAAAUUUACUUCGACAAGAUACACCCAUCAAUGCCAAUGAUUCACAAGUUCCGGUACCUCGCAGCCAUGAAUUUAGCGCCCAGUCAACGUCCUCCUGUUGCCCUCCGUUACGCCAUGUGGACUCUCGCUGCGUCUGUGGUGGAGAAGUUCAUGGAUCUCAAAGAGCACUUCUACCAACGAGCUCGAAAGUACGUGGAGAGCGAUUAUUUGAAAGGUCAUGGGGAGCAUAUGAUCUCCAUUGCUCAUGCGCAGACACAUGCUCUUCUCGCGUCGUUUGAGUUUAAGAUGAUGUACUUUCCAAGGGCAUGGAUGAGCACUGGAUCAGCCAUUCGUUUGUGUCAAAUGAUGGGCUUGCACAGAUUGGAUGGAGCAGGCUUGGAUGUGAAACAGUGCCUCCCCCCUCCCCGUGAUUGGACGGAACGGGAAGAGAGACGCAGGACCUUCUGGUUUGCUUUCUGCGAAGACCGAUAUGCAAGUAUUGGAACGGGUUGGCCUAUGACCAUUGACGAAAAGGAUAUUUUGACCGAUCUUCCUGCUUCGGACGAGGCCUUCGAAAUGAGCAAACCAGAGCGCACGCAAUCUCUUUCUGAUGCAAUGAGCCCAUCUGGGGCGUCGAAGCUCUCGGCGUUUGCGGGUGUAGUAUUGAUGGCGUGUUUGUUUGGACGAAACCUGAUUCAUCUACAUCGACCCGACGCAGACAAGCGAGACAAUGACCUGAAUGGCGAAUUCUGGAAGCGCCACAGGAAUAUGGACAACAUCCUCCUCAACACCUCAUUAUCUCUGCCCUCCCAUCUGAAAUUGCCGAACGGGCUAUCCAAUCCCAACAUCGUCUUCACCAAUAUGAACAUCCACACUUCCACUAUCUGUCUGCAUCAAGCUGCAAUCUACAAGGCAGACAAGAAUCAUCUUCCAGCAUCGAUCAGUGCAGAGAGCAAAGUACGUUGCAUCACGGCUGCAAAUGAGAUUGCUAGUGUCAUGCGGAUGAUCUCUCAUAUGGACUUAUCUGCUAUGAACCCCUUUAUCUCUUUUUGCUUAUACGUGGCGGCCCGUGUUUUCGUCCAAUAUCUGAAGAGUCGACCAGAUGAUAGUCAGACAGGCGAUUCUCUUCGGUUCCUUCUAUCUGCUAUGAACGCUUUGAAAAGGAAGAAUCCAUUGACAGAGUCAUUCUUGGUUCAAUUGGACGUUGAUCUCGAGGGACUAGGCAUGCGCAAUCCGAAAUACAAGUCGGUGUUCGCAUAUAGUGACGAUAAUCUCGGCAUCUCCAGCGCCAGGGCCCCUCAACUGGGCCCUCAAACGACAACAACUGCGGGCGGUAUAAGGGUUCAGAAUCAGUGCAAUUUCCUAAGAAUCUCAGACGACAUAAAUCCAAUGGACGACAACAGUCCAACUGGACCGACAGCCACCUCGAACGAUUUCCGCAGUGAAUCCGAUCCGGCCGCAGCAGAAUCGGCAAAUGCUCGUAACGAUAGUUUUGGGGACCAGCCUAAUUGGAUGCCAAUUGACAGCCAGCUUUCUUCGGACCAGGGACAGAACGUCCAACGCAAUUUGCAGGGUUUAGCAAUUGAAGAUAUGGCUUCAAUUUCCAUUACCACGGCGAACUACCUAAACCGCGAGAUGAAUAAUGGCAGUGGCUAUGGUAAUAGCGAGAGCAACACCACUGCUGACUCUGGACUCUCACCAGACACAGCAAACUCAACCUCCAAUCGACCAACACCAAGCGCCAGCACACCCUCUGACACACGUCCCAGUCUCCAGCCGGGACAAACCUCAGGAGGCAAAUCCUAUGAGACCAGCCCUGCUUCUUCGAACCAACGUCUUCCAACCGCCGAUGGACGUGCGUUGGGCUCUUUUUUCUCCACUCAGCCAGACUAUAGUAAUAUUCCUUCAACAGGUCUUACCCCUGAUAAUACUUUCACCAUGCCAGAGACCCCUGGUAGGUCCUUCGACGUACCUAGUGGGUGGGAGAUGAGCAACCAAACAACAGGAUUAACACCUGUUGGGGAAGGAGUAUUUAGAACACUAAUGGGAUUAGGACCAAUGGAUCCUAUGGAUAUUGGAUGGGAAGGCGGCUCUUAG
Messenger RNA from Hyaloscypha bicolor E, 2739 nucleotides. RefSeq lists its product as uncharacterized. Gene Ontology annotation, biological process: DNA-templated transcription; regulation of DNA-templated transcription. Gene Ontology annotation, cellular component: nucleus. The transcript is spliced from 8 exons. The record is from RefSeq and is a predicted model, not a curated record. Gene Ontology annotation, molecular function: zinc ion binding; DNA-binding transcription factor activity, RNA polymerase II-specific; DNA binding. Bases 1 to 2739 code for a protein of 912 amino acids. Lineage: Eukaryota; Fungi; Ascomycota; Leotiomycetes; Helotiales; Hyaloscyphaceae.